This is a messenger RNA of Salvia hispanica, 542 nucleotides long. RefSeq lists its product as uncharacterized. Gene Ontology annotation, cellular component: photosystem II; membrane. Lineage: Eukaryota; Viridiplantae; Streptophyta; Magnoliopsida; Lamiales; Lamiaceae. The record is from RefSeq and is a predicted model, not a curated record. Gene Ontology annotation, biological process: photosynthesis.
CCCACAUUCAUUUACCAACACACACACUUGACACACAAAUGGCCUCCACCUCCGCAGUGUUCAUGGCGGCGCCCGUGGCCCAAAACAGGCAGCUGCCACCCUCCGCAUUCCUGAAGCCGUUGCCGGUGAGGCCGUCGAAGGUGUCGGCGAAGCCAGCCGUGGGGAAGUUCCAAGUGAGGGCUUCGCUCAAGGAGAAGGUGGUGACGGGCCUGACCGCGGCUGCGCUGACUGCUUCAAUGAUCGCCCCCGACGCCGCGGAGGCGGCCGUCAGUCCCUCUCUCAAGAACUUCCUCCUCAGCAUUGCCUACGGCGGCGUUGUGGCGGUCGCCAUCGUCGGUGCCAUCGUUGCCGUCUCUAACUUCGAUCCUGUCAAGCGGGGCUGAUCAUGUGUUGUUGUUCACGCUUCUCUUUUAUAUUAAUGUGUGUAUGUUUUGCUCUUUCUUCUUUCUUUUAGUUGUCCAAUAUUUGAAUAUUUGAUCACAUUUCGUCUAGGAUGAACAAGUGUUUAUCUAUUUAAUAAAUAUGCAUGAAUUAUAAUUUAA